Ornithorhynchus anatinus (platypus) is the source of this 4991-nucleotide messenger RNA. RefSeq names its product patatin like phospholipase domain containing 6 (gene PNPLA6). Gene Ontology annotation, molecular function: phosphatidylcholine lysophospholipase A1 activity. Gene Ontology annotation, biological process: phosphatidylcholine metabolic process. The transcript has 37 exons. The record is from RefSeq and is a predicted model, not a curated record. Gene Ontology annotation, cellular component: endoplasmic reticulum. Lineage: Eukaryota; Metazoa; Chordata; Mammalia; Monotremata; Ornithorhynchidae. The coding region runs from base 115 to 4296 and encodes 1393 amino acids.
CCCGGCCGCCGCCGCUGCGGAGGGCAGACAGGCCGACCGACCGACGCGACUGGCGGCCGCCCCGACUCCCGCUCCCUGUAUGGCCAGAGGUGGGCCCCCGUGGAGGCCGCAGAUAUGGGGCAGAGCGAAUCAGAGCAGCAGCCGGAGUCAAAGGACACGGCCCUCGCCGACAUGCUGCCCAGCAUCAAGAUGUUUGUGGAAGAUCAGCUCCAGACCAGCAUGGUCCUGGGAGUAAUGAUUGGCGUGGGAGCUGCCGUGCUGUUCAUCGCAACCCUCAUACUUGUGCUGGUCCGGAGGUUCCGUGUCAAAAAGGUGCAGGCCCAGGAAACGCCAAAGUACCGAUUCCGUAAGAGGGAUAAAGUGCUCUUCUAUGGCCGCAAGAUCAUGCGCAAGGUCUCCCAGUCGACCUCCUCACUGGUGGACACCACCAUCUCCACUGCCUCCCGCCCCCGCAUGAAGAAGAAACUCAAGAUGCUCAACAUCGCCAAGAAGAUCUUGCGGAUCCAGAAGGAGACUCCAACGCUACAGCGGAAAGAGCCGCCCCCGGCUGUGUUGGAGGCUGACCUGACUGAGUUUGACGUGGCCAAUUCCCACCUCCCCUCAGAGGUGCUCUACAUGCUCAAGAAUGUCCGGGUGCUGGGACACUUUGAGAAACCGCUGUUCCUGGAGCUGUGCCGCCACAUGGUGUUUCAGCGGCUGUCCCAGGGUGACUACGUGUUCCGGCCAGGCCAGCCUGAUGCCAGCAUCUAUGUGGUGCAGGACGGGCAGCUGGAACUCUGCCUCACUGGCCCCGACGGGAAGGAAGCGGUGGUGAAGGAGGUGUUCCCUGGGGACAGUGUCAAUAGCCUGCUCAGCAUCCUGGAUGUCAUCACGGGGCACCAGCGCCCGUAUCGCACGGUCUCAGCCCGGGCAGCCCUGGACUCGACGGUUCUGCGGUUGCCGGUGGAGGCCUUCUCUGCGGUUUUUGCCAAGUAUCCCGAGAGCCUGGUGCGAGUGGUGCAGAUCAUCAUGGUCCGACUGCAGCGGGUCACCUUCCUGGCUCUGCACAACUACCUGGGACUCACUAAUGAGCUCUUCAGCCACGAGAUGCAACCCCUGCGCCUGUUUCCUAGCCCCGGGCACCCAGCCCGGACCAGCCCCGUGCGGGGCCCCAAGCGCCUCACCAGCACCCCGUCCUCAGAGGAACCACGGGACAACCCCACCAGGCCCCCCGAGUCCCCAGCGGAUCCCCUGAAGUCCGGCUCUGGGUCUGGCCCCGGCUCCGGCCCUGGUAACCUGGAUCCCCCGUCUGCCCCUCUGCUGAGCCGCUGCAUCUCCAUGCCCGUGGACAUCUCUGGUCUGCAGCGGGGACCACGCUCUGAUUUUGACAUGGCCUAUGAGCGGGGACGCAUUUCUGUGUCGCUGCAGGAAGAGAGCUCGGAAACCCCCCUGUCUGGGAUGCCCCGGUCGAUGUCCCAGGAACCUCGAGAGCAGCCAGCGGGCGCCUGCCAGUACAGCUUCUGCGAGGAUGAGUUGGCUGGCGGGGACUGUCCUUUUGGACCCUACCAGGGCCGCCAGACCAGCAGCAUCUUCGAGGCCGCCAAACGCGAGCUAGUGAAGCUCAUGAACAUUGAGGACCCCACUCUCCUGAACAGCCGUGUGCUGCUGCACCACGCCAAAGCUGGCACCGUCAUCGCCCGCCAAGGGGACCAGGACGUGAGCCUGCACUUUGUGCUGUGGGGCUGCCUGCACGUCUACCAGCGCAUGAUCGACAAGGCGGAGGAUGUGUGCCUGUUUGUGGCACAGCCCGGGGAGCUGGUGGGGCAGCUUGCCGUGCUGACGGGGGAGCCUCUCAUCUUCACGCUUCGAGCCCAGCGCGAUUGCACCUUCCUGCGCAUCUCCAAGUCUGACUUCUAUGAGAUCAUGCGGGAGCAGCCAAGUGUGGUUCUGAGUGCAGCUCACACUGUGGCCGCCCGCAUGUCACCCUUCGUGCGCCAGAUGGACUUCGCUAUCGACUGGACCGCAGUGGAGGCCGGGCGUGCCCUCUACAGGCAGGGGGACCGAUCAGACUGCACCUACAUCGUGCUGAAUGGACGCUUGCGCUCGGUCAUCCAGAGGGGAACUGGCAAGAAGGAGCUGGUCGGGGAAUAUGGCCGUGGGGACCUCAUCGGGGUGGUGGAGGCCCUGACCCGGCAGCCCCGGGCAACCACUGUGCAUGCCGUGAGGGACACGGAGCUGGCAAAGCUUCCCGAAGGAACCCUGAGCCACAUCAAGAGAAUAUACCCACAGGUGGUGACUCGACUCAUCCAUCUACUGAGUCAGAAGAUCCUGGGUAACUUGCAACAGUUACAGGGCCCAUUUCCAGGCUCGGGGCUCGGGGUGCCACCCCCGUCAGAGCUCACCAACCCCGCAAGCAACCUAGCGACCGUGGCCGUCUUGCCUGUGUGUGCCGAGGUCCCCAUGGCGGCCUUCACCCUAGAACUGCAACAUGCACUGCAGGCCAUAGGGCCGACUCUGCUCCUGAACAGCGAUAUCAUCCGGGCACGGCUGGGGGCCUCGGCCCUGGAUAGCAUCCAGGAGUUCCGGCUGUCGGGCUGGCUGGCCCAGCAGGAGGACACACACCGCAUCGUCCUGUACCAGACUGAUGGCUCGCUAACACCUUGGACCGUCCGCUGCCUGCGCCAAGCUGACUGCAUCCUCAUCGUGGGCCUGGGGGACCAGGAGCCCACGCUCGGCCAGCUGGAGCAGAUGCUGGAGAGCACGGCUGUCCGGGCCCUGAAGCAGCUGGUACUGCUGCACCGGGAGGAGGGCCCAGGGCCCGCCCACACCGUCGAAUGGCUUAAUAUGCGCAGCUGGUGCUCUGGCCACCUGCACCUGCGCUGCCCCCGCCGCCUCUUCUCCCGCCGCAGCCCCGCUAAACUGAGGGAGCUCUACGAGAAGGUAUUUGCCCGCCGAGCUGACCGCCACAGUGACUUUUCCCGCCUAGCCCGGGUGCUGACCGGGAAUACCAUCGCCCUGGUGCUGGGCGGGGGUGGAGCCAGAGGCUGCUCACACAUUGGGGUGCUGAAAGCCCUGGAGGAGGCCGGGGUGCCCGUGGACAUUGUGGGCGGCACCUCGAUCGGCUCCUUCAUCGGGGCCCUGUACGCCGAGGAACGCAGCGCCAGCCGCACCAAGCAGCGGGCCCGCGAGUGGGCCAAGAGCAUGACAUCCGUGUUUGAGCCGGUCCUGGACCUCACCUACCCCAUCACCUCCAUGUUCUCGGGCUCAGCCUUCAACCGCAGCAUUUACCGCGUCUUCCAGGACAAGCAGAUCGAGGACCUGUGGCUGCCGUACUUCAAUGUGACGACAGACAUCACGGCUUCCGCCAUGCGGGUUCACAAGGACGGUAGCGUGUGGCGGUACGUGCGGGCCAGCUCCUCCUACCCCCCGUACCUGCCCCCACUCUGUGACCCCAAGGACAGUCACCUGCUGGUGGAUGGGUGCUAUGUUAACAAUGUCCCAGGGUCUCUAUGGCGGUACGUCCGAGCGAGCAUGACGCUCUCGGGCUACCUGCCCCCCCUCUGUGACCCCAAGGACGGCCACCUGCUCAUGGACGGCGGCUACAUCAACAAUCUGCCAGCGGACAUAGCGCGGACCAUGGGGGCUAAGACGGUGAUCGCGAUCGACGUGGGGAGCCAAGACGAGACCGAUCUCAGCAACUAUGGGGACAGCCUGUCUGGCUGGUGGCUGCUCUGGAAGCGGCUCAACCCCUGGGCUGAGAAGGUCAAGGUGCCCGACAUGGCUGAAAUCCAGUCCCGCCUGGCGUAUGUGUCGUGCGUGCGGCAACUGGAGGUGGUGAAAUCGAGUUCCUACUGUGAAUACCUGCGGCCACCCAUUGAUUGCUUCAAGACCAUGGACUUCGGCAAGUUCGACCAGAUCUAUGACGUGGGUUACCAGCAUGGGAAGGUGGUGUUCGGGGGCUGGAGCCGUGGUGACAUCAUAGAGAAGAUGCUGUGGGACCGGCGGUCUGCUGACCUCAACGAAAGCCGCCGCACUGAUGUGCUGACUUGCCCCAGCGCUGGCUUCACUGACCUGGCUGAGAUCGUGUCCCGGAUCGAACCGGCCAAGAGCUACGUGUCUGAUGGCUACGCCGAUGGGGAGGAGUCGGACUGCCUGACGGAAUACGAGGAAGAUGGGGGCCCCGACGGAGCUCGGGAGGAAGGUGGCUCACCCCGGAGCUGGAACCCCAGUGGCGUCUUUGAGACCGAUGAGGAUAAGGGUGUGCGGCACCGUCAAGGCUGCCCCCAGGACCCUACCAGCUCCAGCCUGGAUGCCUGAAUCCCUCCAGUGGGGUCCUCGGCCCCCUAGUCCACUCUGGGAGGAGCCCUGAUCCUGGGGCCUGCCAACUCUGCCUCAGCCCUCGAUCAGCGCCCUACCAAGGAGAGGAGGUGGGGCCUGCCCAACCCAGGGGAUCUCCUCCCUCCCAUCCCUCCCCCCACCCCAUUCAGCACUGCACUGGACUCAAUUGUGCUGCUGGGUUCUGCACUGGAAAUGGCCUCUAACUUAUUCUCCCCCCCCCGCCCCCUUCCUGCUCCUCGAGACUUCACAGCUCCAAUGAGAUCUCCACUCCACCUCAACUGCUGCCUUCAGGAUCAGGAGGCCAAGGCUAGGGAGAGGGAAGCCCAAGAUCAUCCAGGUCAGGCCCAAGUUGUUGGGGCAACCUGAAGAAAGGCAGGGUGUCUUCUGGGCUGAAAAGGCCUCCUGGGCCAGAAUCCGUUGGGGCGAGCUCCAGGCUGUGCUGCCCCAGGUGAGUCCCAGCUAGGGUGUAGUUCACCCCAGGGACCUUGGGGAGGCAUUGCUGUUCCGACGUCAUCCCUGCCUCCCCCUACCGGCCCACUGGAUGGCAACUACGUUCAACCCGGCAAACCGUUCAAAUGGAGUCAGAACUGCAGCAAGAGGGAUUAAGGGUGGACGUCAGGACAAAAUGAGAGGAGGGUGAGACGCCGAAUGAGGUAACGGGGAAGAUGGGGAAU